Molecule: messenger RNA, 3603 nt
Organism: Brienomyrus brachyistius
Lineage: Eukaryota; Metazoa; Chordata; Actinopteri; Osteoglossiformes; Mormyridae
Gene: dhcr24
Product: 24-dehydrocholesterol reductase
Exons: 9
Coding region: 1059-2609 (516 amino acids)
Biological process (GO): steroid metabolic process
Cellular component (GO): membrane; cytoplasm
Molecular function (GO): FAD binding; Delta24(24-1) sterol reductase activity
Source: RefSeq, a predicted model, not a curated record
UCUUAAACUGUAAGGAAGCCCCCCCCCCCUCCCCCCCUCCAUUCUCCUGGUAACCACAACUGUCUGAGAAGGUGUCAGUCAGUCCUUUCUGAUUUUAAUGGGGUGAAGUGGGGAUAGGCAUCAAUACGGGUUUUUAUUCAGUGUAAUUUUCUUGCUUUGGACAUUCAUUUCCUGCUGGAACUUGGGGGUCAGAAUCGUGUAAUGCAUGUCAGACUGAGUUUUAAUUUGUACAGCAGUUUGGUUAUGGUAAUCUUUGAUAAAUAAACUGGAAUGCACAGCCUUUUACAAAGAUUGAGGUUUUUUUCUGUCUGAUUUAAGUUGUGUUCUUUGUUAAUCCUUUGGAAAAUUAACACUGAUAUGGUUUUCUGUGUGGCAUUAGAAUAGAGAAGCUGAAUAAAUAUUCUAGUCAUCCAGCUAUCCAUCUAUUCUGCUUACGUUAUGUUAAGCUUGGCUUAAAAGAAUUCAAACUAAGAUUGACUUUUCACAGGAACAGAAGGUGCUUGGGAGAAUUUACGUAAUAAAAAAGCGCCUGAAAUGUCUGAAAAAAUUGCGAUAUGCGGCGAUGCCUGAUUGAUCUGCGCGCGGUCUGUGAUGCUCCAUAAGCUUCGCCUUUAUCUAAUUGUUGUGAGGCGCGCCCACAUGGCCGGUGAAUGGUGUGACGCUUUUCCUAUUUUCUAUUGGAUAAGAGCCGCAGGCGCGCGACCGGGCGCUGAUGAGAUUGGUGACGUCUGGGCCAACCAGCACCUUUGGGGGUGGGGCGAGCUGCCACACACCGGAGCAGGCGUGCUUACCUCUGCGAACGAUUCUUGUGGCCAAAUUUUGCAGCAGCGUUUCGAAGACCGUGAAGAAUUAUUUAAUUUCUGCGUUUGCAAUCCUGUUCUAAGAAGGUUAUUUUGACUCCGGAUGGGACCAGCUGGAAAGACGUGCAGGCACUUACGCCCAGAGGAGUAUAACUAGCAUAUCAAGAUAUUUCCUAAAGAUCUGCCAGCAUUGGACUUUAACCUUGCAAGAUCGAUUCCGUAUUAACGCAGAAGAAACGGUGCAGUAAUUAGGGGGAAAUGGGUCCGGUUUUAUAUCUUGGCGGGCUAAUUGUAGUGUUUCUGCUCUGGGUUAAAGUUAAGGGGCUGGACUACGUGAUCAUUCACCAAAGGUGGAUAUUCGUGUGCCUGUUCCUGCUGCCCCUGUCCGUGAUCUUCGAUGUGUAUUACUAUGUCCGAGCCUGGCUCAUUUUCAAGAUGUGCUCCGCUCCGAAACAGCACGACCAGCGUGUCCGCGACAUACAGAGACAAGUUCGGGAGUGGAGAAAGGAAGGCGGAAAGACGUACAUGUGCACAGGUCGCCCGGGCUGGCUCACCGUCUCGCUGAGGGUGGGCAAGUACAAGAAGACUCAUAAGAACAUCGUGAUUAAUCUCAUGGACGUCCUGGAGGUGGACACUAAGCGACAGGUAGUGCGUGUGGAGCCUCUGGUGAACAUGGGUCAGGUGACCGCUCUCCUUAACUCGAUUGGCUGGACCCUCCCUGUGCUGCCCGAGCUUGACGACCUCACCGUGGGGGGCCUGAUAAUGGGAACAGGCAUCGAGUCGUCCUCCCAUAUCUAUGGUCUCUUCCAGCACAUCUGUGUCGCCUAUGAGCUGGUGCUGGCUGAUGGGAGCCUGGUUCGCUGCACUGCCAAGGAGAACUCUGACCUGUACUAUGCCGUCCCGUGGUCCUGCGGCACUCUGGGGUUCCUGGUAGCCGCUGAGAUCCGCAUCAUCCCGGCACGGGCCUGGGUGAGGCUCAGCUACAUGCCAGUUAGAGGCAGCGGUGCCAUCUGCCAACGCUUCACCCAGGAGUCCGCCGACAAGGAGAACCAGUUCGUGGAGGGGCUGCUCUUCUCCCGGGACGAAGCCGUCAUCAUGACAGGAAUCAUGACGGACGAGGCUGAGCUGGACAAGGUCAACCGCAUCGGCCGCUACUACAAGCCGUGGUUCUUCAAGCACGUGGAGGGCUUGCUGCGGGAGGGACGCGACGCUGUGGAAUACAUCCCUCUAAGGCACUACUACCACAGACACACCCGCAGUAUCUUCUGGGAGUUGCAGGACAUUAUCCCAUUCGGAAACAACCCCAUCUUUCGGUAUCUCUUUGGCUGGAUGGUGCCUCCCAAAAUCUCCCUGCUGAAACUGACGCAGGGGGAGACGAUCCGCAAGCUGUACGAGCAGCACCACGUGGUCCAGGACAUGCUGGUUCCCAUGAAGCACCUGGACACGGCCAUCGACCAUUUCCACAGCAACAUCCAUGUGUACCCCAUGUGGCUGUGCCCCUUCGUGCUGCCCAGUCAGCCUGGGAUGGUGCACCCCAAAGGGGACGAGGACGAGCUGUACGUGGACAUCGGCGCUUAUGGGGAGCCCCGGCGGAAGCACUUUGAGGCCCGAGCUUCCACCAGGCAGCUGGAGAAGUUCGUGAGAGACAUUCACGGAUUCCAGAUGCUGUACGCGGAUGUGUAUAUGGACCGCCAGGAAUUCUGGGAAAUGUUUGAUGGCUCCCUCUACCAUAAGCUGAGGGAGAUGCUGGGCUGCAAGACAGCAUUUCCCGAGGUUUACGACAAGAUCUGCAAAGCUGCUCGGCACUGAGGCGCUUCCAGCCGAGCAGGAAGCUCAGCGUCGAAUCCUGUGUUUCACCCCAUUUCUGUGGGGAAGAAUAACCCACAGUGUAUGUUGCCCUACAUUCUUACAAAUUUGAACGAUGCAGAAUUCGGGUUUUUAUAACCUUUAUACAUGUUUGACUGCAAAAGCAAUUCGUCAGCCUUGGAUGUAACACUGUGCCCAGAACUGUGAUGUAUCUCACAUGUGAAAAUUGGGAUUAUCUUUGUAAUUCCAAUGUAUAUUUUUCUACCUGUAGUGCGGGAUGCAGACUGAAAUCAUGUCUUUCAGAUUAGCACAAAUAAGCAUUGAAUUAUUCUUAAUUAAAGGGACAGUUCACCCAAAAAUUGAUAGAAAAAAAAUAUGAUUUAGAUGGAGUUUAGUGCCGUCUAUCCAUCUAGGUCAUUCUGCUGGGAGAUGCCUUGUUUUGGAGAUAUCAGACGUAGCAAUGUUGGUCUUCUCUCGAAUCUAAUGGGAGUUGAAUGGCAUUCUUUCUGUGGUAAUUAAAGGACCAGAAAAACACAUUUGAAAAAUUCAACAGCAAUGUCUUAUCAGAAAUCAUGAUGCUGUUACUGAGGGUAAUCAAGAGACUUUGCAGGGAGCAUUUUAAUGUAGGAACUAUUUUCUGCUACAGAACUCCACAUACCAGUUGUAUCACUGCGCAGAAGAUAACGCCAGGAUACUCGUGUUCAUAUGGAGUGCGACUCCCAGCAGAAUUGCCUAUAUAUACAUAGUACUAAAGCCCCUCAGAAAUGCAUCUUUUUUUUCAAUUUUUGGGGUGAACUGCCCCUUUAAGAUUUCUUCGGUCAUUUUGCUGAAAGAGCACAAGUGACCAUCUUGUAGUCCGUCUCUCCCAGACUAACAUGUCCCAUAUUUAAGUCAGGUUAGCUUGUCUUGUCUCUCUCUUUAUUAUGAUUGUGUGCUAUUUGCUUCACUUGUACAUCAUUUCGAACAAAAAUGCUAAAUAAACCAAAUGUCAAUCUCA